CUUUUAUUUUUUGCAAAUUAAAUUACCUCGUGAUAAUUGAGUGGAGUGAGUAGGUGCAGGUUGUUAAUGCGUCUUUUGUUUUGUUCGGCAAUCCGGAUCCGGAGAUGAGAGGAGAUUGCCUCUGAUGAUGAUGUUAUCAUGAUUGCUUGUGUAACGACGCGAAGAUUCUCAGAGAACAACUUCUUCCAACAUAAUUAAUCUUGUUGAAGGGUCUGCAAACACGUUGUGGGAUAUCUUACAACUGAACCAAUAUUCGACCUGUAGUAUAAAGUCCUUCGCACCAUCGAUGCGUUUACCAUUUUCCCAUAAAAUCAAUCAGCUCCGAGUUACAAUGUGUCGUGGCUUAAGUGCUGUGCUAAUCUUGCUCGUAUCCCUUUCCGCGCAACUGCACGUUGUCGUUGGUGAAGAAGCUCCCAAACCGGAGAAGGAGAUCUGUGGAUUGAAAGUGGGUCGCUUGCUAGACUCGGUCAAGGGAUGGCUAUCAGUGUCGCAGCAGGAAAAAUGUCCCCUCAACAAGUAUUGCGAAAACAAGGUCCAAGCGAACCAGUACAAUCUAGUGCCGCUUACCUGUAUUAGGUGGAGAAGCCAGAAUCCCGCUUCACCCGCGGGAUCAUUGGGCGGAAAGGACGUGGUGUCGAAGAUUGAUGCAGCUAUGAGCAAUUUUAAGACGCUGUUCGAACCAAUGAAAGCCGAUCUAGCCAAGCUGGAGGAGGAAGUUAAACGGCAGGUGCUUGACGCCUGGAAAGCGCUGGAACCGUUACAGAAGGAAGUCUAUCGCAGUACGCUUGCAUCGGGACGAAUCGAACGGGCAGUUUUCUACAGCUUCAUGGAAAUGGGUGACAACGUAAAGCUGGACAAUUAUUUCCAGCCUGCCAACGUCGAGGAACUGCUGAAGUACGCCUGGGCGUUGCCGAUGCACAAGAAGCAGCGUAGUAUGUACGACCUGAUCGGCCAGUUAGUGCAGUCAUCCAAGAGCCCAAUGCUCCAGACGCUUCACGCGGUCGAGCUGGCCACUGUGGUGAAUCCGGAGCUAGAAAACCGUGAGAACCUGCUGAACGACCAAGUGGUGCAGCUACGUGACAAUCUGUACAAGAAUUCCUUCACCACGCUCGUGUCUAUCGCAAGACACUUCCCGGACCACUUUGACACUCUGAGGCAGCGUUUGUUUAAACUGCCCGAUGGUUCCAAACCCGGUGCCGAUACGCUUCCCAACAUUGUCAACUUUAUCGCCCAACUUCCCAGCGAUGAGCUGCGGCUUAGUUCGGUCGAUUUGCUUCUGCAAUCACUUACGGCUGAGAACGGUACGCUCGUCCAAGAUCCCGAGUAUGUGUACCGUCUGUCACAGCUGGCACACGUCAUGCCCAGCCUGGUGGACGUGAAGGCUCAUCCCGACCUACAGCAGAGCGUAGAUGAUCUGAUGGCCAAAUUCAACACCCCCAUCGAUGGCAAGACUCUCCAAUACUUCCAGAACAUUGGGAUCAGCCCGUCCUCCUCGGUCGCUACCUGAAGUGUGCUGCCCUGUUCGCUCAAUAAAGCUAUCUCCAAUUACUGGGGAUUCCGUUUCGGUUGCAUA
Messenger RNA from Anopheles coluzzii, 1573 nucleotides. RefSeq lists its product as uncharacterized. NCBI's taxonomy places the organism in Eukaryota, Metazoa, Arthropoda, Insecta, Diptera, Culicidae. The transcript has a single exon. The record is from RefSeq and is a predicted model, not a curated record. Bases 287 to 1507 code for a protein of 406 amino acids.